AUGAUGAUGCGCAGCCUGUUCUUUGUUGUGCUUCUUGCACUUUGUUGUACUUGCAGUUUCGUGUUAGCGGACACCAAAUCUAGUGAUUCUGACGUAACCGAUCACGCUGAACCUAUUGUAACCGAAGAAGCUGGACAUGGUGGAGGUGGUGGAGUUGGUAUUGGGAGUUCAGGCUCAGCUUCAACCAGUUCUACUGGUACAGGGGGCCAAUCUCUGGAACCGGUGAAGCUGCAAGAAGAGCAACCUGACGAACCACCAGAAGAAAAACAGCAAUUGCAACUGGAUGAGGAGCUACGUGAAAGUAAAGAUGAUUCAGUCGAUACUGAAACACUUGGUGCCCAACAAAAGGACAGAGCUGUAAGUAAUUCACAGGGAACAACAAAAGACAAAUUAAGGGAACCUGCUGAUCCUUCUCUUCAACCGGAUAUUGUUUCAGGGAAGGGAGGUAAAGCGGCUUCGCAGGCUAAUGAACAAGUAGUUGCGAGAACGGAAUCUGGAAAUAAUGGAGUAUCCAAUUCUGGCAGUGAAAAGAAUACUGUUGGCUCUCUCACUGCAGAAGAACCCAAUGCUAAUAGUGAAGAACAGAAGUCUGAAAAUGCACCAACUUCCCCCAACGAGAAUGUUACGCAAGGUACUAACGAUGCAGGCAACAGUACUGCUGUACAGAUUCAAGGAAGUACAGACAAAGAAUCUGAACCUGAGAAUGGUACUACACCCAAUACUAAUGAAGAAUCAAACUCAACCACCACCACCACCACCACAGCAACAACAACACUUCCCCCUGAACUCACAAACAACAAGAAGGGUGAUGCAGACAGCAGCAGCAGUAUCAGCAGUUCUGUGUGGGUGCGU
Molecule: messenger RNA, 852 nt
Organism: Trypanosoma theileri
Lineage: Eukaryota; Euglenozoa; Kinetoplastea; Trypanosomatida; Trypanosomatidae
Exons: 1
Source: RefSeq, a predicted model, not a curated record